Messenger RNA from Eurypyga helias (sunbittern), 3969 nucleotides. It is a transcript of the gene CLSPN, whose product is annotated as claspin. The annotation marks the transcript as partial. Gene Ontology annotation, molecular function: anaphase-promoting complex binding. The record is from RefSeq and is a predicted model, not a curated record. Lineage: Eukaryota; Metazoa; Chordata; Aves; Eurypygiformes; Eurypygidae. The transcript is spliced from 24 exons. Gene Ontology annotation, biological process: mitotic DNA replication checkpoint signaling; activation of protein kinase activity; mitotic G2 DNA damage checkpoint signaling.
UUUCCAUUAGAAGAUUUGAAUUCAGACUUGCAGAAAACACUUGAUAGUGACUCUGACAGCGGGCAGGGCAGCUGUGAAACAGCUUCUCCAGGUCACUUCAGCAAGCGGAUAGCGUCUCUUGAUGACAGAGAAUCGGAGGAAGAAAUUUUUGUACGUAAAAAACCAAAAACCAAGAAGGUGCUUCAGGAUAGCGAGAGCGAAGAUGGAGAGGACUGUAACUCUUUUGUGCAGAACGGUACUCUGGAUGGAGACAAGGAAAACAGAGAGGAAAAAGAGGAAGUUACUGCCCCGAGGAACAAGAAAUCUCAUCGGAUUCGUCAAGGUCUGCUAGACAGUGAUGAUAGUGACACCGGUGACCAAUUGCAGAGCGAAAACCUUGAAACAAGCAGAAAGUCCCGCUUGACUGAGAAUGAGUUGGAAAAGGAGAGACCCCUAAAAUCUGGGAAGAAGUGCAGAAAACAUAAACCUGAUUUUGAAGAAGAGACAGCAAAAAAACCUGUAAGAAAACCAAAAAGAAGAAAGGAGAAGGAGAGGAGAACUGAGUCCAUUAAACAGCUGAAAAAAGACAAGAAGCCUAGAGCAGAGGGGGAUGGUGGUGAGCAGGAUCCUCGUAAUGACAGUGGAUGUCUUCUUGAUGACAAAGAUCUUUUUGAUAAUGGCUUGGAAGAGGAAAACGAUUACCCCCCCGAGGAUGAAGAGUCAAUAGAAUCGAUACGAGCGGCAGUGAAAAACAAAAUGAAAAAAUAUAAGAACAAAGAACGAGUUUCUGAGGGUGGAGGCUACAAAUGUGUAUUUGAUGAUGAGAACGAGGAACCUCUAGUAAAAGAACCAAAAAGGAAGGAGCGGAAAGCAGCAAGGUUAAGUAAAGAAGCCAUUAAACAACUGCACAGUGAGACACAACGCCUUAUUAGAGAAUCGUCUGUGUCUCUCCCAUAUCAUGUGCCUGAGACCAAAAGCAUUCAUGACUACUUCAAGCGUAGACCUCGACCAGUAUGCCAAGGAAAUGCCAUGGCCUUGCUGAAGUCCACUAAAUACCAGCUAUCCCUACAUGAAGAAUCUGCAGAGACUGUGAACUCAGGCACGGAUUGCAAAGCUGUGCAAGUUGAAGGUGAUCAACCAGCAGCUAACGAACCAGAAAGAAGCCUUGGCAGAGAUGUUGGUGCUACUGUGAACAGACCUCUUGCUGAUGUAGGGAAGAACCUGGAAGAAGACUCUGCUGAAAAGCCCAGGCAGGACAGUGAUGGUUCUCACGCAGCUGGGACUGUAACAACUGAUAAUACAGAACAACGGCACUCUGACUUCCUACGCCCCGACUGUAGUGACCAAAACCAGAAUGAAGUUUCUGUAGCAGCUGGAGGAGAACCUCUUGAGCAAAGAGAUGAAAAGGCACCAGACAUAGAAUGUGAAAAAAACAGUCAACAAGUGGGGCCGGGAUUGAUGGUACAAACUGAAAAAGUGAGGAAGUCCAAGUUGGAUAAACUUCGUGAACUGGGAAUAGACCUGUCCAUCAAGCCAAGAAUCUGCUCUGGCAAUGAAUCCUUUAUAAACCUCGAGGAGUCUGAUUCAAAUAAAGAAUUAGAAGCCUUGAAAGCGCGUUUCUUGAAGCACACUCUUCGAACGUCAAAAUCCAAAGUUGAACGGACCGUAAACGUGAACAUUAUUCGUAAGGAGACCACAUCUGAAGGGAAGGAGGAGCUGAAAGCAGAUGUGGUGCCAGCAGUGUUAGCUGCUGAGAGCCUGGAUGAAACAAUCCACACAAAGCCAGGUGAAAAGCUGCAGGCGCUGAAGGCUAAACUCCAGGAGGCCAUGAAACUCCGCAGGACUGAAGAACGCCAAAAGCGGCAAGCGUUGUUUAAACUGGAUAAUGAGGACAUGCUGGAGGAUGAAGAAGAGGAGGAAGAGAUGACGGAUGAAUCUGAGGAAGAGGAAGAAGUCAAUCAUGAGAAUGUGGAAUUUUUGCUCGGCGAAGCAGAGGAGGAUAAUGAAGAUCUAGAAGGGAAACACAUUGAAGAUGGCGAUAAAGAAACAGACAAAGAAUCAGUUGAUGGAGAAAAGCUGGAGAAAUCUGUGCCCUGUGAUUCUGUUCCCAAACCACCUUCAACAGAGUCAACACUGAUGCUUUUUAAGGAUAGCUCCUCAAAAAUGGGAUAUUCUCUUCCUGAUGAGAAACUUGAGCUGGAAGAAGCUGCAGAAAAAGGACCUACUAAGUUAGAGGAUGAUGAUUCGUUUUCUCUACCAACACUGGCAAAAGAGAACAGCCAUAACAGCAGCUUUGAGUUCAUUGGCUCCAUGAUUCCGUCGUAUCAGCCCUGUAACAAACACAUGUCACGUGGAGGGACCUUUUUAUCUGCAGCGGGAGGUUUCAGGUCACCUUCCCCAGGUUUUUUCAAAACAAGCUUUAUCAGCUCUGCUUCCAAGAGCUCAGGAAAGACGUCUGAGCCCUCUCUUCCCAUAGAAGAUUCCCAGGACCUGUAUAAUGCCUCUCCUGAGCCUAAGAAUUUAUUUCCAGGGGCUGUGGAGUCACAGUUUCACUUUUCUCUGGAAGAUGACACUCAAAGCCAGCUGCUUGAUGCAGAUGGGUUCUUGAAUGUUGGACAGCACAGGAAUAAAUACCAGUCCUCAAAGCAUCGGCUGACUCUGGCUAGUAUGGAUGAGAAUGCAAUGGAUGCCAACAUGGAUGAGCUACUGGACUUGUGUUCUGGGCAGUUUAGCAGUCAAGCUGAACGCGUGCCAAACACCAGCAGCAACAAAAAGCAGAACAUGGAAGAAUUGCUCAAUCUUUGCUCAGGAAAAUUCGUGUCUCAGACAAGUUCUCCAACAUGGGUAUCUUCCGUAUCUUCCAAGGCAGAAAAAGACAGUGACAUAGAAGACCCAAUGGCAGAAGCUCUAGCACUUUGUUCAGGCUCCUUUCCCACCAACAGGGAAGAGGAAGGUGAGGAGGAGGAGGAACUUGGUGGUUUUCAGCUUAUAACAGAUGACAAUGCCUUUGGAAGUGAAGAGGAUGAAAAAAGUGGAGACACUGAUCCUGAAGAAGAAAUUAGUGACGAUGAAGAAGAACUGCUGCGACACAGACAGGGCUUGAAGAAAAAACUGAAUCUGCAGGAUUUCAUGGAAGAUGAGGCAGAGCUGUCAGGGAGUGAUGUGGGAAGCGAGGAUGAAUAUGAUGGUGAAGACCUGAAUGAAUAUGAAGAAGAGGUUAUUGAUGAAGAACUCCCUGAUGAAGUGGAAUUAGGAAAUCAAAUACAGAAAUUAUACAUGAAGACAGCACUUGAUGAUGACAAGCGUCAGUUACGCCUGUACCAGGAGAGGUACCUCAUCGAUGGGGACCUGCACAGCGAUGGCCCCGGCAGAAUGAGGAGAUUCAGAUGGAAAAACAUAGAUGAUGCUUCACAGAUUGACUUGUUCCAGAGAGAUUCAGAUAAUGACGAUGACAAUGAACAGUUUGAUGAGACAGAAGUGAAAUGGAGGAAAGAGCGAUUCGAACGAGAACAGUGGCUUCGUGAGCAGAAGGAAAAAAACAAAGAGCAGGAAGAGGAAGAAGAAAUCGGUGAAGACAGCCAAUUCAUGAAACUAGCAAAAAAAGUAACUGCAAAGUCCCUGCAGAAGAAAGCAAGCCCAGCAGCUGUGGUACGAGACACAACACUGCUCCCCAGGAACCCGUUUGAAACCUUCAGACCUGCGGGUGACAUCCAGAUAAAAAACGGGUCUCUCCUGAACAGACCUAAAGCUGUCCUUCAGAAACUAGCAGCGAUGUCGGAUCUUAAUCCAAACGCGCCGCGCAAUUCAAGGAACUUUGUCUUUCAUACCCUUUCCCCAGAGAAGAGUGCAGAGGCUAAGGAGAAAUCAAAGCUUCAGGUGAAGAAAAGAUGUCCCACUGCAACCGUAACAUCUCUGGCUAAACGACCCAGGGUAGAGAGCGCAGAGGAAACGAGUCAAAGCCGAAGCAUAUUCCAGUACUUGGAGAGCUGA